Messenger RNA from Suillus bovinus, 1067 nucleotides. RefSeq lists its product as uncharacterized. The record is from RefSeq and is a predicted model, not a curated record. The transcript is spliced from 3 exons. The coding region runs from base 225 to 947 and encodes 240 amino acids. NCBI's taxonomy places the organism in Eukaryota, Fungi, Basidiomycota, Agaricomycetes, Boletales, Suillaceae.
GCCCACGGGCUGUACGGCCGGUAUACACAUGGGGUCACGAGUGUAUCUGACUUGUCCGUUGUCAACUUGGAUGCCAAGUCGAUCCUCUCUACACAAACUUCAUCUCUCUCGCCUCCACGACGCUCUACCAAAGAAAUCGUUGUCAUUCGGUUGACCAACAGUGUCGUAUUUGGACCACAUCUACUAACUCCUACGCGUCGACCUGACACUGCUGAGUAGAAUUAAUGCCUCAACGUUACGAAGCUAGUAUUUUGUCAUUCUUUGUCGCUCUCCUCUGUGCUUCUCAAGUCUAUGCAUCCUGCACGUACUCGAUGGAUUCGACUGACUGCACUCCAUUCCCCACGUCGACCAUCAUCGGUCUUGCUAUUGGCGGAAUUAUUCUCUUGACCAUUGUCAUCUUCGGCAGGGUUUAUCGCCGCCGAAGACUCCAACGACGUGCUGCACAGACGACCUUAGUGUAUGAAACACCCAGUAACAAUUAUGGCAGGCCACAAUCAAAUGUGUAUCAUCCAUACCCCACUCAAUCACAACGUUCUCAUGUUCCCGGUCAAAUGAAUUCGUUGAACCGACAGGGAAUGAAUGUAGCACCCUCAUUUCCAUUUAAGCCAUCUCCGAUGGCACGCACGCGAUCACCAACCAUACCUUCUCCAACCCACUACUCAUAUUCAAAUCGAGCCCCACACAUUUCGCCUCCCUCUUCCCCAACCUCAACCCGUUUACCACCCCCUGGGGUUCCCCUCUCUCCCUCCCCCCCUUCGACACAUUCGCGAGUUGAUCCACAUACUGUUCAAACACCGUCCAUUAGUGUCACCCCGGCAGCAUAUACUCCUCCACAUAGCAUGCCCAUUAGGCAUUCAUCACCUCCAGAGAAUAUGGAGAUGCGUCCGUUGACUGUGCAGACGGAAGUUGCAAAUGAUGGACCUCCACCUGCUUAUACCCCCAUUUAAUAGUAUGCAGCAUCAUAAGGAUUGUCCUACAAGAUACCCGAUUUUAAGCAGGGGCUCGCAACUUCAUAAAAAGGUUCAAGGCUUGUGAAGGACACUGUCUGAUUGAUCUUUCUGUGUUCU